GCCGAUAAACGACCUGCCCUAUUGGUUUUGCGUUAUCAAAACACUGUCAUCUGUACAAUUAAAGAUGGGGGAAAGGAUUCAAGUCCACAGAAGCUUUAUUUGUUCUUUUGUCAACUGCAAUGCCACCUUCAAUAAAUCAUGGAAAUUAGAUGCCCAUCUUUGCAAGCACACAGGUUUGAAACCCUUCUCGUGCGAGAACUGUGACAAGAGCUUUUGUACCCGCUACCAGCUCACCAGACACGGGCUGAGCCACAGUGGAGAGAAGCCAUACACGUGUCAGGCUGCAGGAUGCUCCGAGGCCUUUGUCACAUAUGCCAGCAUGAAGAAUCACAUGGCUCGCGUUCACCAGCACCAGGAGAAGUACUAUAAGUGUGACCAUGUGCACUGUGGGAUGGAGUUCAAUAAGAAGAACCAACUCAAAACACACAAGAUUAAACACACACAACUGCUGCCCUUUCAGUGCAUCUUUGAGGGCUGUAAGAGAGAAUUUGCUGCUCCCGGACAACUGAAGCGCCAUGAGAAAGUACACCAAGGUUACCCCUGUGCUGUGGAGGACUGUCCAUUCCAGGGGAAGACUUGGUCAGAGUAUCAGAAGCACAGGAAGGCUGUGCACAGAAUCGAGCUACAGUGUGAUAGCUGCAGUAGGAUGUUCCUGGAGGCAUGGUUCUUGAAGCAGCACCAGCUGCGGGUCCACUCCGGUGCGCCCAAGAGGGUGUUCCAGUGCUCCGACGCUGGGUGUGAGAAGACCUUCACCACCCACUUCAACCUGGAGAACCACGUUGUGUCAGACCAUGAGGGAAAGAUGGCGUUCUCCUGUACACACGAAGGCUGUGGCAAGCACUUCGCUAUGCAGGAGAGUUUGAGACGACACCGAGUGGUUCAUGACCCAGAGAGGAAAAAGCUGCAGAAGGUGCACCCUAAAAAGAGGAAGCCGUUGCUUCGGAAGACAGAGUUGGGGACAGCCUCCACACAGGUUGAGACCAGCAGACUGGCUGAUCAACUCCAUACCGCCAGCUUGGGCUACUCUACAUCAUAGCACCGCCAGCUUGGGCUACUCUACAUCAUAGCACCGCCAGCUUGGGCUACUCUACAUCAUAGCACCGCCAGCUUGGGCUACUCUACAUCAUAGCACCGCCAGCUUGGGCUACUCUACAUCAUAGCACCGCCAGCUUGGGCUACUCUACAUCAUAGCACCGCCAGCUUGGGCUACUCUACAUCAUAGCACCGCCAGCUUGGGCUACUCUACAUCAUAGCACCGCCAGCUUGGGCUACUCUACAUCAUAGCACCGCCAGCUUGGGCUACUCUACAUCAUAGCACCGCCAGCUUGGGCUACUCUACAUCAUAGCACCGCCAGCUUGGGCUACUCUACAUCAUAGCACCGCCAGCUUGGGCUACUCUACAUCAUAGCCGUGGGGGGGAAAUCUGUGGAACAGCAACCUAUUCUUUGCUACGUGUCAAGCCUUUUUGUUUAGUUUUCAAGAGCUGAAUUUCAGUUAUGUAUCGAACACUUAUCUAAUAAAUCCUCACCAAUGCA
Messenger RNA from Salmo salar (Atlantic salmon), 1535 nucleotides. RefSeq names its product general transcription factor IIIA, b (gene gtf3ab). NCBI's taxonomy places the organism in Eukaryota, Metazoa, Chordata, Actinopteri, Salmoniformes, Salmonidae. Gene Ontology annotation, cellular component: nucleus. The record is from RefSeq and is a predicted model, not a curated record.